This is a messenger RNA of Sphenostylis stenocarpa, 2451 nucleotides long. The record is from the annotation of a GenBank genome assembly. Lineage: Eukaryota; Viridiplantae; Streptophyta; Magnoliopsida; Fabales; Fabaceae.
AUGGGGAAAGUUUGGAUUUUGAUUGUGAUGGUGGUGGUGGGUGUGGUGGGCAUUGAAGGGGCAAGGAAGUCUCCAACAGGGAGGAUCCACACUCUCUUCUCUGUGGAAUGUCAGAACUACUUCGACUGGCAGACGGUGGGGCUGAUGAACAGUUACAGGAAGGCCAAGCAGCCUGGACCCAUCACAAGACUCCUCAGCUGCACUGAUGAGGAGAAGAAGAAAUACAAAGGGAUGCAUUUGGCGCCAACCUUUGAGGUGCCCUCCAUGAGUAAACACCCCAGAACUGGUGACUGGUACCCUGCAAUAAACAAACCUGCUGGGGUUGUCCACUGGCUUAAGCAUAGUAAGGAUGCAAAAAACGUUGACUGGGUUGUCAUUCUGGAUGCAGACAUGAUAAUCCGUGGUCCAAUUCUACCUUGGGAACUUGGUGCAGAGAAAGGAAGACCUGUUGCGGCAUAUUAUGGGUACUUAAUAGGUUGUGACAAUAUUUUGGCUCAACUGCACACAAAACAUCCAGAACUGUGUGACAAAGUUGGUGGGCUUUUGGCCUUUCAUAUAGAUGACCUGCGAGUUUUUGCUCCCUUGUGGCUUUCAAAAACCGAAGAAGUUCGGGAAGACAAGGCUCAUUGGGCAACAAACAUAACUGGUGACAUCUACGGGAAAGGAUGGAUCAGUGAGAUGUAUGGAUACUCUUUUGGUGCUGCAGAGGUUGGACUUCGACACAAGAUCAAUGAUAACUUAAUGAUCUACCCAGGUUAUGUUCCUCGAGAGGGAAUUGAGCCGAUUCUUCUUCACUAUGGGCUGCCGUUUACUGUUGGGAAUUGGUCAUUUAAUAAACUGGCUCACCAUGAUGAUGGAAUUGUAUAUGAAUGUAACCAUCUCUUUCCAGAACCUCCUUAUCCCAAAGAGCUGAGACAGUUGGAAAUUGAUCCUAAUAAAAGGAGAGGCCUAUUUCUAAGCAUAGAAUGCAUAAACAUUAUAAAUGAAGGCCUUUUAUUACAACAUGCAGUAAAUGGUUGCCCUAAACCAGUAUGGUCUAAAUACUUGAGCUUUUUGAAAAGCAAAGCUUAUGCAGAACUAACUCAGCCAAAAUAUGUGACUCCUGCUACUUUACAAAUGAUGGAAGAUAUCAAAGAAGAACAUGUUGAUGAUGGUGCUGGGAAGCCACAUCCCAAAAUCCAUACCCUUUUUUCAACCGAAUGCACCACAUACUUUGAUUGGCAGACUGUGGGACUUAUGCACAGUUUCCAUAGAAGUGGACAGCCUGGAAAUAUUACUAGACUUCUCAGCUGCUCUGAUGAGGAAUUGCAGAAGUAUAAAGGCCAUGAUUUGGCUCCUACACAUUAUGUCCCUUCUAUGAGUCGACAUCCAUUAACAGGAGAUUGGUAUCCAGCAAUUAAUAAACCAGCUGCAGUCCUUCACUGGCUUAAUCAUGUAAAUACUGAUGCUGAAUUCAUAGUGAUUCUUGAUGCUGACAUGAUUUUAAGAGGCCCUAUAACACCAUGGGAAUUCAAAGCUUCUCGUGGUCAUCCUGUUUCAACACCCUAUGACUACCUUAUUGGCUGUGACAAUGAGCUUGCGAAAUUGCAUACUAGCCAUCCUGAGGCUUGUGACAAGGUUGGUGGUGUAAUCAUUAUGCAUAUUGAUGAUCUCCGGAAAUUCGCAUUGCUAUGGCUGCAUAAAACCGAGGAGGUCCGAGCUGAUAGAGAUCAUUAUGCAAGAAAUAUAACAGGAGACAUAUAUGAAUCUGGGUGGAUUAGUGAGAUGUAUGGUUACUCAUUUGGUGCAGCAGAGUUGAAAUUAAAACAUACUAUAAACAGUGAGAUACUGAUAUACCCGGGUUAUGUUCCUGCUCCUGGUGUCAAAUAUAGAGUCUUUCAUUAUGGAUUGCAAUUCCGUGUUGGGAAUUGGAGCUUUGACAAAGCAGACUGGCGUGACGUAGACAUGGUCAACAAAUGCUGGACGAAGUUCCCGGACCCACCAGAUUCCUCAACACUUGAUCAAGCUAACAAGGAGCAUUUCCAGCGAGAUCUGCUCAGCAUAGAAUGUGCUAAAACGUUGAAUGAAGCACUGAAUCUUCACCACAAGAGAAAAUGUGCAAGUGAAAAUUCCUUGACAUUAGAAGGGAAGGAGAAAAAAGAGGAAAGUGUAGUCUCAAGGGUGAGCAACCUAGAUGCAAAUGACGAUUCCACAAACAAUCAUAUCUUGACGGAGGAAAAAUCAGAAAGUGUUCGGAAAGAUGAGAUGCCUAGUUCUUUCAGAUUUUGGAUGAUAUUCUUGUGGGCAUUUUCUGGAGUAGGUUUCUUGGUUGUCAUUUUUUUGGUGUAUUCAGGUCAUAGAAGAAGUGGAACCAGGUCAAAACAUGGUAGGAGGAGAAGAAGCUUGCAUUCAGGUUUCAUGGAUAUGAACGGACGUGAUCGGCACAGCCGCAGCAGCGACGUUCCUCUGUAG